CUGGGAUCUAAACUUAAUAACUUGAACUGUUCCGGUUCAUGUCCAUAACGAACGCAUUACCGAUAUGUCCGAUUCAGCCUGUCUGAGUGAUUUCAAACAUUGUUCUCCGAAUUCAGGGCGAACCAUGUCAUCAGGGAUUAAAGAGGAGUCAACAGAGAAUGGUAAUGAAGACUACGAAGAUGAAUUAAUGGAAGUACCAGAAAAAUAUAUGAAAGACAGGCGUAGGGCCAAAUCGCUGCCCGCAUACCCGGAGCAGGCUACGCUUUUCGAAGAAAUUAAUAACGGACGAAAACGGGUGAAAUUCGCAGACUCAAUGGGCCUUAAUUUGGCAAGCGUGAAGCACUUCAGCACAGCAGAAUACCCACAAAUCCCUUCCAAGGUAAUGUUGAGACUGAAACGUUUCCCUCCUGAACUGCAUGACCGAGAGAAUCAAAUUGAAGACCUGUGCGUAAACUUUAAAUCCACCUUAACCGUGGACCGUCUCAUCCCAACUUUCAAGAUGCCUGUACAGUCUCAUGAUUUUGAAACAAUGUUGCUGCAGUCCCACAUCAACCUGGAGAAGGUGACCAUUACCCAGUUUGACGUACGUGGGCUGAUUAGAACGAAUAAUCAAAAGUUCUACAAGAGUGAAGUCGGUGUGCGGUACACGUUUAACGAAUGGCUCUCCUUCGUCGACGCACCAGCGAUACCUAUGCCAGUGGAGGAGAAUAUUGUUGGUGAGCGUUACACAUUCAUCAUGUACACACCUCCGUUUCUAGACCCAGAUUCCUCGGUGCACUUCGCCGUGUACCUCAGAAAUGACCAGGGCGAGUUUUGGGAUAACAACCGCGGGAGAAACUAUACCUUGAAGUAUCACUGUACAGGUAUGCCGACCUACGAAAGCGCAGCCUUCCAUGCAACCUGAAACGCGAUGUUUCGCGUGUGCAUAAAGUUGGUUUCGGGCAUUCAGUGCAAUUAAUUAAGACGUUAAUCUCCAUCACGUUUAUCAAUAUAUAUAUACAUCAUUUCGUAUUUUUAUCUGACAUCUGGGCCCACAAUUUAUUAUCAAUUUAAACUUAUGAACUCGCGUUAACUUAGGGAGUUGUUAUUUGUUAUUUUCAUCUUAGGAUUGCUGAAUAUUUGAUGAUUUGUAAAACCCCUACCAUUUUUUUAAUAGUGAAAGUAUGCUUCCUGCCAGAUGUUAAAUAUCCUUUCCUAGAAAGACAGCCAAAAAUACUAAAGUUUCCAAUCAUAUUUCUUGGACUGAUUUGCAAAUAGAUCAUACAAUCUAAAAAUGAAGAAAUGAAGAUGUGUGCUAGAAGGAUGGAUGAACACUGCCACUAAGGACACCUGAGACUCAAGGGACCAUAUCAUGACUAUAAAUGGACUGAAGAUUUUAGAGUCAUAAACUACAGUGCAUCUCUUGGAAAAAUGAUCACCUGUUCUACAUCUAUGAUGUCAUUCAAUCAGAAGGAUUGCUGUCCGAUUUUGCAGAGUUGUGAAUUCACAGCCAUUUUGAUGAGCUGUGUUAAUCAGUUUCACUACUGUGAAUGUCAUCUGUGAUAUUAUGAGUUGUAAUGUAGUGCACUGUAAAUAUGAGCAGUAAAAGAAACAAAUGGAGGCUA
Esox lucius (northern pike) is the source of this 1604-nucleotide messenger RNA. RefSeq names its product protein phosphatase 1 regulatory subunit 3G (gene ppp1r3g). The record is from RefSeq and is a predicted model, not a curated record. The transcript has a single exon. Gene Ontology annotation, cellular component: protein phosphatase type 1 complex. Gene Ontology annotation, molecular function: protein phosphatase 1 binding; glycogen binding. The coding region runs from base 65 to 904 and encodes 279 amino acids. Gene Ontology annotation, biological process: regulation of glycogen biosynthetic process. NCBI's taxonomy places the organism in Eukaryota, Metazoa, Chordata, Actinopteri, Esociformes, Esocidae.